AUGGCGGGACUCGGCUCGGUGGCCCUCAACGGGUCAUCACCGAAGAAAGUCGCCUACUUUUACGAUUCUGAUAUUGGAAACUAUGCCUAUGUCACCGGCCACCCCAUGAAGCCUCAUCGUAUUCGAUUAGCCCACAGUCUGAUUAUGCAGUACGGCCUGUACCAGAAGAUGGAGAUUUACCGCGCCAAACCGGCCACCCGCGGCGAAAUGACCCAGUUCCAUACCGACGAUUACAUCGACUUCCUCCAAAAAGUCACCCCUGACAACAUGGAUAGCUAUAUGAGAGAGCAGGGCAAAUACAAUGUCGGAGAUGAUUGCCCCGUGUUUGACGGCCUUUUCGAAUUUUGCGGCAUCAGUGCUGGCGGCAGUAUGGAGGGCGCAGCGCGUCUCAACCGGCAAAAAUGCGACAUUGCCAUCAACUGGGCCGGCGGCCUGCAUCACGCCAAGAAGUGCGAAGCCAGUGGUUUCUGCUACGUCAAUGACAUUGUUCUCGGAAUCCUCGAACUUCUUCGAUUUAUGAAGCGCGUGCUCUACAUUGACAUUGAUGUUCACCACGGUGAUGGCGUCGAAGAGGCUUUCUACACUACCGACCGUGUCAUGACCGUGUCAUUUCACAAAUAUGGCGAAUAUUUCCCGGGUACCGGCGAGCUGCGCGACAUUGGAAUCGGCCAGGGCAAGAACUACGCCGUCAAUUUCCCUCUCCGCGACGGCAUCACCGAUGAAUCGUACAAGUCCAUUUUCGAGCCCGUCAUUGAGAAUGUCAUGAAGUACUUCCAGCCAGAGGCUGUUGUCCUGCAAUGUGGCGGUGACAGUCUUUCCGGCGAUCGUUUGGGCGCCUUCAACCUGAGCAUGGACGGACACGCUAACUGCGUCAACUUCGUCAAGAGCUUCAACCUGCCCACAUUGGUCCUCGGCGGUGGUGGCUACACCAUGCGCAAUGUGGCUCGAACCUGGGCAUUUGAGACCGGUGUCCUGGUUGGCCAAGAGAUGGACCGGGCCCUACCAUACAAUGAGUAUUACGAAUAUUAUGCUCCCGAUUUUGAACUUAAUGUUCGAGCAUCCAACAUGGAAAACUCCAACAGCAGGGAGUACCUGGAGAAGAUUACCGCUGCCGUCAUUGAUAAUCUCCGCCAGACCGGCCCGGCCCCAUCAGUCCAGAUGCAAGAUGUCCCCCGUAAGUUUGGUGGCAUGACUGAUGAAGAGGAAGCCGAGCUGGACGACCUUGAUGAGGACGAGAACAAAGACGUCCGAAUGACUGAGCAUCGCUGGGACAAGCGUGUCCAACACGAGAACGAAUUCGAGCCCAGUGACGAUGAAGACCUGGCUGCCGCAAAUGGAGUGACUCCUCGGAAUGGCAACAACAAGAGAAGCUAUACAGAUUUCCGCAAGGGAGAAAAUGAGGACAACAGCGCGCGCGCUUCCCCUGCCGUUGCUGCUGAUGCUUCCACAAAUGGCGGUGCCGCCGAAGGCCCAGCUGCAGAGGAUUCUCAGGAUAUCAACGACGACACCAUCGAAGACUUUGCUGCAGGCGAGCAGGAGAAGGCGUCUGUUGAUAAGAAGGCAAAGUCUAAGGAACCCGAAAAGGAAAAGGAGACCGAAAAGGAAGAUGAAGAAGAAAAGGAAACCGAGAAAGAAAAGGAAGAGGCCAAGGUGGAUGAGGAUGGAGAUGUUGGCAUGGCUGACUCGGAGCCUAAAGAAGAGAUGACCAUCAAGAAGGAGGAUGUUGAGCCUGAACCGGCGCCGGAGCGAGUCCCCAGCAAGAGCCCCAUGGUGGAGGAGAAGACGACAGAGGAAUCCGAAACGACCGCUGCUCCUGCUCCUCCUACCGAGCCUGCUGAACCUGCUGACAAUGCCGAGCCUGCUAAAGAAGCAGCUGUUCAGGAAGAGGAAAAGCCUUCUGAGGCCGAACCAGAGAAGAAAUCCCCCGAGCCAUCUUCCGAUGCCAAGGAGAAGGAGGCAGAGGCCCCCGACGCCAUGGAAGUUGACCAAGAAAAGGAUGAAGAAGAGCCAAAGAAGGCCAGCACACCUCCCGCCUAG
Messenger RNA from Trichoderma breve, 2037 nucleotides. Its product is annotated as histone deacetylase domain-containing protein. Bases 1 to 2037 code for a protein of 678 amino acids. The record is from RefSeq and is a predicted model, not a curated record. Lineage: Eukaryota; Fungi; Ascomycota; Sordariomycetes; Hypocreales; Hypocreaceae. The transcript is spliced from 4 exons. Gene Ontology annotation, molecular function: histone deacetylase activity.